Molecule: messenger RNA, 9038 nt
Organism: Zootoca vivipara (common lizard)
Lineage: Eukaryota; Metazoa; Chordata; Lepidosauria; Squamata; Lacertidae
Gene: WNT7A
Product: Wnt family member 7A
Biological process (GO): positive regulation of JNK cascade; canonical Wnt signaling pathway; multicellular organism development
Cellular component (GO): extracellular region
Molecular function (GO): frizzled binding; cytokine activity
Source: RefSeq, a predicted model, not a curated record
GCGAGGGAACCGAGUAGGAGGUGGCGGCUGCCCUGGCGAGCCUCUCUGUCAAGGGAGCCUUCCCAAUCUGAGCAAGUGGGAAUUGAUCAGGAAUUGAUCCUGCGCUCCGGACUGCCAUUCAAAUCGCGGGAGGUUUGCCUGCUGUAAACCCUCCUUCUUUCAGCGGGGUGGGGUAGAAGCCAGUCAGCUCCUGGAGGGAUUUCUCCUCCUCCUCUCUUUUGGCAAACAGGUGAUCUCUUUCUGCGUGCGAUUCUUUAUUCCCACCCCCUCCUCCCGCCGUCCCGUUUCGCCCCCAUCCCAAACCGUACACUUCUUUCCCUUCCCACCCCCCACCCCAGCUGGACUACUCCCUCCUUUGGAGAACACGCCCAAGUAGGCUGAAGAAGAGAGAGAGAAAGAGAGAUACACAUAGAGAGAUAGUAACAUUGAACCUGAGGGGAAAUCCUCCAGAGCUGCUGCGCGCUGCGAGAGGGAGAGAGAUUAUUGGAGCCUAUACAUGUGGUGUGUGGUGUUCUCUCCCCCCACCUCUCCCCUUCUUCUCUUCCCCCAGCGCGCUCUAAAGUGUUACGUGUGACAGGCAUACAAAUCCGGGAUAGAGAAGGAGUGAAGAGAGAGAGAGAGAGAGAGAGAGACCCAGCGGAGAGGGCGAUGGUGAUUGUCUCUUGGGAUUUACAAACACCCACCGCUCGCUCCGGGUGGCUCCGAUCUCAGGAGGGUUGGACUGUUUUGUCUGCACUACUUUGACCUGGCGUUGCACUGUCUGAGGCACCGAGAAGUUAACCAGCGCGCAAAGAGUGUGAGGGAGGAAUUACUACUACUAUUACUACGGCUGCUGCUGCUGCUUUUAUUAUUAUUAUUGUAAGAAAAAAAGAUACAUAAUUUCGCAUGUUGAUCUGAAACCCAACAACCAACGAGGAAUAUGAACAGGAAAACCAGGCGCUGGAUAUUCCACAUCUUUCUGAGCCUAGGGAUUGUCUAUAUCAAAAUUGGGGGCUUCUCCUCUGUCGUGGCUCUGGGGGCCAGCAUCAUCUGCAACAAGAUCCCGGGCCUAGCUCCUCGGCAGAGGGCGAUCUGUCAGAGCAGGCCCGAUGCCAUCAUAGUGAUCGGAGAAGGCUCCCAAAUGGGCAUCAACGAGUGCCAGUUUCAGUUUCGCAAUGGACGGUGGAAUUGCUCUGCCCUGGGCGAGAGGACGGUCUUUGGAAAAGAGCUGAAAGUGGGUAGUAGAGAAGCAGCAUUCACCUACGCCAUCAUUGCUGCUGGAGUGGCGCAUGCAAUCACGGCUGCCUGCACCCAGGGGAACCUGAGCGACUGUGGCUGCGACAAGGAAAAACAGGGACAGUACCACAAAGACGAAGGAUGGAAAUGGGGAGGCUGCUCUGCAGACAUCCGAUAUGGAAUAGGAUUCGCCAAAGUGUUUGUGGACGCAAGGGAGAUUAAGCAGAAUGCAAGGACGCUCAUGAAUUUGCACAACAACGAGGCGGGGCGAAAGAUCCUUGAAGAGAACAUGAAGUUGGAAUGCAAGUGCCACGGUGUGUCGGGAUCAUGUACUACAAAGACAUGCUGGACAACUCUUCCUAAAUUCAGGGAGCUGGGCUACAUCCUUAAGGACAAAUACAAUGAAGCCGUUCAGGUUGAACCAGUGAGGGCAAGCCGUAAUAAACGCCCAACUUUUCUUAAGAUAAAGAAACCACUCUCCUACCGCAAACCCAUGGAUACAGAUUUAGUGUACAUAGAGAAAUCGCCUAACUACUGUGAAGAGGACCCUGUCACUGGAAGUGUGGGAACACAGGGCAGAAUGUGCAACAAAACAGCCCAGCAGACCAAUGGCUGUGACCUGAUGUGUUGCGGCCGAGGUUAUAAUACUCAUCAGUAUUCAAGAGUGUGGCAGUGCAACUGUAAAUUUCAUUGGUGCUGUUAUGUUAAAUGUAAUACGUGCAGUGAAAGAACAGAAGUGUACACCUGUAAAUGAAAGUGUGGCUUGGGAGGGGGAACCUACAGCCUUGGAAUAAACACAUUUCUUUUUUGCACAUAAGCUCAGUGCACCUACACACGACUGUAGCAAAGACCCACACUGUUUCCGAAAGGAAAACCAGCAAAUGGAUCCCAUCUUCCCCUCUUAAUAUAUCAGCGCUUAUGUGGAGACCCAUCAAAGACUUAGAGAAAUAGUCCAAAAACAACAUCAGACUUUUUUUAAAAAGGAAACAGAAACAAACAAGUCACCUAAUACAAAAAAAUAAAUAAAUAAGUGGGGGGGGGGGAGAGAUGCUCUCAAAUAUUCUGCGCCUUCAGAACAUAAUUUAUUGACUGCCUUAAGGGGGAAAAGGCCAUGUCCAGACCAAGGCAAGGGGCUCUUGGGGACUGGAUGAGCAAGAGAUUGAAAGGCUCCACGCAGAAAGUGAGGGCUGGGGGAACAAACAAUUCUUAAACAUGGUCUUUGCAUAGGAUGGGGUGACAAUGCGCCAGUGUGAAUUUCAACUUAAAGAGAGUGGAUUAAGCAGAUUUAGGGAUUUCUACACUUGUGAAAAGCUUCUGCUGGUCCUUCUGUCUUUCCGUUUUUUUCAGACAAUGUGCUACUGCAAGUAGGAUUGUUGAUGUUUUCCAUAUAAACACUGGUUUAUCUGCCUUUUUGUCGUGCUGCAGAUAUUUUAGCACAGGGAUUUGGGACAUCUGGGCAUAAUAAUAAUAAUAGCAAUAUUUAACAAUUUAUCCAGAUAAAGCUAAUAUUAAUUUAUUUAAUUAAAAAGAACUCUACCGACAUUUUUGAAAACCAUUCUGCAUUUAGAUAGCCUGCUUUUUUUGUGGAAUACUUUUGUAGAUAUGGAAAGGAGGGGACACCCUUGAGCUGUAUAUAUUAUUGUUUACUCAGAUAUUUCUACUAGUUGGAAUUGCAGGAUGUUUUUUCCCUGCAAUAAUAGAUAUUAAGUACAAAAGCAGGCAUCUUUUAUAAUUUGUUUGGCUGUUUGCUGCUAGUUGUCUGGAAUCUCAAACUGAUAUUCAUCUUCACCUAGAUACCAGUGCAUACAUAACCUGUCCAGUUUUUUUAAAAAAAUUUAUUUUAAGGAGCAUUACAUAAAUCCAGUUGGAAAUAUGUGCAUCACACAUAAAUGCAAAACUCCAGACAAGUUUCCAUCUUUGGAAAAUGAACCAUAGGAUAAAAGAGUAUAUUUUGUAAGAGACUAUUUUUAUAUGAAUAUUUUAUUUAUACUAUGUCUGCUUGUAUAAUUCUAUAACCUGUACUUUUUCUCAAAACAGGCACACAAUUUGUAAUUGUUAGGCUAUUUAACAGAUAAAGGCUGAUUACUUUGUUGACCUGAAAGUAGCAAGCUGGAUGCAUUCAGUUGUUACUGGUGGAUGUACAAAAUACAGAAUGAAUUUUCUCUCCGGAUGUAUGUACAACGUGGCUCUUUUCCUGCAGUUCAAUUUGCAGAAUAUGCAGAACAAGAACAGGGUAUGUAGCAUCAGUUUUGUCACAUGGCUUGAAUUCAUGGUUGGUAUUAACUGGAUGCUCCUUUAUCCCAUUCAGAAAAAAAAUCUGAAUUAGCUUCCCAGAUGCACCAGUCAUUAAACUGUGGCGUUAUGACUAGCAAAUGUGCUGUGUGUGCUGUCAGUUAAACCUCUAUAUUGUGCUACUGUCAAAUUUGAUUUUAUCAGUGCAAGACUGUAGACUAUGACUGUAAAAACUAGCAUGACACGCAUAGACUGAUUCUCAUAGAUAAGACACAAAGCUUACGGGUUUUGUCCAACUAGUUUUUGGCAUUUGCCUUACUCUUCCCCUCUCGGAAGGUUCUUAGUGAAAAAGAUCAAGUCACAUUUUAGACAAACUUUCAAUCACACCCCCCAUUGCUUUUUGUGUGUGUUCAGUUCCUGCACUGUGGCAUUUCCUUUCUUAUCCCUGAGAUUUUCUUCUGCAAUUAUGUUCAAUUAAAUUGUUUUGCUUUGGGGGAAUUGUAGUGAUCAUACCACCAGGAUCACGGAAGAUUCGUUCCCCGAAUAUGUAAUUGACUUUUGCUGUUUCACAUCCAGAUUCCAAGAUGAAAUUAAUGGGAUCCCUUUCCACAUUAUAUCCAGAGAAACUUUCAUGGAAGAAACUCAUACAAGGAAAUGUAAAAAAAAAUACAUGAAAAUCUGUUGCAUGAUGUAAGCCAGGACUGUCCAGCUCCCAAGAGACUGCGAUCUACUCCCACUAUAAAAAACCCGGCAGUGAUCUACCCAUUGGAUUGACCAGAGUUGUUGAGCUUUUCUUUGGAAAAGCUUCAUCAAAGAUGUUGAGCCUUUGGGGGGGGGCAUCAGGGUCCCACGAUCGACCAGGAUCUUCCAGGGAUAUCCUUGAUGUAAGCUAUUUCACAUACCGUGUUUCUCCGAAAAUAAGACACCGUCUUAUAUUUAUUUUUCCUCAAAAAACCACACUAUGGCUUAUUUUCAGGGGAUGUCUUAUUUUUUUCCUCCUCCUCUUCCUGCCGCGACCGGCAUUGUUGCUGCGCCUAUCACUAUGUCUUAUUUUCAGGGUAUGGCUUAUAUUCCUUGAAUACUUAAAAAUCCUGCUACGGCUUAUUUUAUGGCUACGUCUUAUUUUUCGAGAAACAGGGUAGGUAUCCGAAGGUUGCUUAUGUGAAGUAUUGGACACCCAGAAUUUUUUGUAUUGUGCAUGCAGCCCUCUGGAUUGUAAGGCUCCCAAGAGCCCCAUGCCUAAGGAACUUGUGUGUAUGCAUGGAGGGGCUGCUCAUUUCUCUUCGUGGCUGCAGACCCCUCAAGGCACAUCAAAUGUGCUCUUGUGUGUGCCCUACCUUUCAAGAUGUGAUGGAAAAGGCUGCCAUUUAAAUCCUGGGCAGUGUGUUUCAGACUGAUGUAUUGGAAAUACAGGACCUAGUUGUUAGAGGCAUAAACAUGACUUUAUUAUGCCCCACCUAAGGCUUUAGGAAGGGGUAGAACAUAAAACAAUUUUAAAAUCAAUUGCAUCAAAUAUGACAACUCCUUAAAGCUGCUAUUCCAAUCACUAUUCCAACCUUUCAUUUAAAACCAAUGAGAUUUACUUCUAAAUGAAUGUGUCUACAGCUGUGUGUCUUGCAUCUAGUGUGUCCCCUAAUGUGGUUUGGGAACCGGUGUACAUAUAACAUUAGCCACAACCCAUAUCUAUCCUGUGUCUGCCCUGCUGUUUCUUAUGAAAUACUGUGCUUUGAUCUGGGGAGUGGGUGGUGCUGUGGUCUAAACCACUGAGCCUCUUGGGCUUGCUGAUCGGAAGGUUGGCGGUUCAAAUCUGCAUGAUGGCCUCCAGUUGCUCUGUCCCAGCUUCUGCCCACAUAGCAGUUCGAAAACACGCCAGUGCAAGUAGAUAAAUAGGUACCGCUGUGGUGGGAAGGUAAACAGCUUUUCCGUGCACUCUGGUUUCCGUAACAGUGUCCCGUUGUGCCAGAAGCGGUUUAGUCAUGCUGGCCACAUGACCCGGAAAGCUAUCUGCGGACAAACGCCGGCUCCCUCGGCCUGAAGCGAGAUGAGCGCCGCAACCCCAGAGUUGCCUUUGACUGGACUUAACUGUCCAGGGGUCCUUUACCUUUACCUUACUGUGCUUUGAUGUAUCUUUCCCCAAAACAGCUUUGAUCGGGAUUGAUUGCUCCAUAUUAAGUUGGUAACGUGUACACACUAGGAUAGGCAUCCCUAAACUCGACCCUCUAGCCUUUUGGGGACUACAAUUCCCAUCAUCCCUGACCACUGGUCCUGUUAGCUAGGAAUGAUGGGAGUUGCAGUCCCAAAACAAGUGGAGGGCUGAGAUUGGGGAUGCCUGCACUAGGACUUUAGUACAGUGGUCAAAUUGGGAGGUCUUCCUGUCUCAUAUAAACUAUCACAAGAAUGCAUACAUGCCCAGUAGUUUACCUUCUUUAGGAACUAUUAGCACUCUAAAUUAGUCUUAAGGGCUACAUUUGGGAGAUCAGAAAUGAAUGUGAGGAAACACAGCUUUAUUAGGAGUCAUGAUUUAAAUCACAUGAACCACAUAGGGGUCACUUCAUACAAAUGGUACCAUGUAUCAGAGCAGGACUUAAUUUAUUGGUAGCAGACACACCAUUGAAGUAAUGUUUGAAUUGUUCCUUGGCACAACCACUUGGAGUGAAAGAGCAGAAGAGCACAUUGGAAGCAAGCCUCCUCCCUGCAACUUCCUCCAACAAUGGAGUGGGUAAGUGUAAAAGGAAUUAGGGCUAAUGCUCACCAAUAUCCUCAAUGGGAUAGAGAGUUUCACCAUUUAAUAACCUAGAGGAAGACAGAAGUUCCUCAGGUGCAGCAUCUCUCGUUACAGGGUUGCAAUGAGAGCUGUACCUGCUGAAUUGCGCAGUGGCACUUAAGCAGAGGCCAUUUUAGCCUAGCAUGAGUAGUGCAGUCGCCCUGGGCGCCGUUCUGCAGGGGGAGCCGCAACAAUGCUGUAGAAUCAUAGAGUUGGAAGGGACCAGAAUGGAGUGAGAGAGGUAGAGGGGCGGUGGCGGUGGCAGGGGCAGGGGUUAGCUUCAUCAAAUUUGGGAGCCCAAAGAAAUUUGACAACCACUGAUUUAUGGAACGAAAAGCCUGGAACAUAUUCAUCUACAUCAUGAAGAUGAGUUAGAACAGUUGUACCAGAAAUUCAACAGGUCCAACUUUCCCGGAAUGAAGCUGCAAGCUGGGUUGGCUCAAUAGUGUCACACUUUAUAUACACCCAUUUAUUACAUUCUCUACAGUUUUCAAGCUACAAUCUACAAAGCACUGAGGAAGAACACUGGAUGAACCAUGUCUUUAGAUGGCACCUUAUGGGUUAGGAAAUGUUCAAUGAAUUGACAGUAAGUAGAUUUUCAGUUUAUGGCUCAUCCACAAAAUAUGAUUUGAGAAACAUCUAACUCUACCACUGCAUUAAUAAGAACUGAUUCUCAAAGUUUUACGUAGCCCAUUGAUUACUAUCGUAUUAGCUAAAUGUCUGUGAAGUGGACGACAUGUGGUUUAAUAAUGUAGACAUUGUUCGUGGAUUACAGAAAGCGCCAACCGUUACAUUUGCAGGAUGUUUUUACUCUACGAAAGCAUUACAUAAAAUUUAUCUCUUUCUGUAUAUCUCGACAUUAAUGAUGCACAGUGUAUAACUAUCUCAAUGACUACUAAAGAUCUGGUUUCUUUAAAUAGAUUUACUUGCAACAAUAAGAAGCGGAUGUGUACAAAGAAAAUUCAUUUUUAGAAAAUUCAUAAUGAACUAGGGGGGAAUUACAUGAAUAUUGCACUAAUUUAUGUUUAGAAAUCGGCUUUAACUUGAACAGAACAUUUUAAAAGUUUGGACCAUCUAUCUUGCUUAGUAUUUCAAGUCAAUAAAACUUUUAUAACCAGCAGUCCUUUUAAAUUGUGCAGUGAGAAAAAGGUAGUCCAACCACAUCUUCUCUUACUAAGUUCAAUCUGAUCCAUCAACCAUGUAUUGGGAAUUAAUUUUUAAAUAAAUUAAUUAUUUGGAAUGACCAGCAUUGCUAAACUGCUUAAUAUUUGAAAAUCUCUAAGCAAUAUAAAAAAUUGUUGUUGUUUAGUUGUUUAGUCGCGUCCGACUCUUCGUGACCCCAUGGACCAGAGCACACCAAGCACUCCUGUCUUCCACUGCCUCCCGCAGUUUGGUCAAACUCAUGUUGGUAGCUUCGAGAACACUGUCCAACCAUCUCGUCCUCUGUCGUCCCCUUCUCCUAGUGCCCUCCAUCUUUCCCAACAACAGGGUCUUUUCCCAGGGAGUCUUCUCUUCUCAUGAGGUGGCCAAAGUAUUGGAGCCUCAGCUUCACGAUCUGUCCUUCCAGUGAGCAAUAUAAAAAAUAGAAAACAAUAAAAAUAAAAGUCUAAAUGCAGAUUUAAACAUAAAAAAUAUUAUAGCAAACAGAUUAAAAACAGACAUUCAGUGAUAACAGGGUCCAAUCUUACAAGUCAGGGGAAACCAGGACAUCUGAACCAACUGAUGGAUGAUGCCUCAAUGGCAUGAAAAAUAAACAUGAAGAAGAGAUACCUUUGUAUUUUUUAAUCUCUCUCCCCAACCUAUUAUUCACCAUCUCUUGGGGUUUUCUUUAUUAGGGAUUGGCACAAUAGCAAUUUAUGAUAGGAAUCCCCUCAAAAAAGCUUUUGCCAGAUGAACAAACUGUUCACUGAAUGUCCCUGUAGGAACCCUGGGGAUAUUUGAAAGCAAAUAUUUCAUUUAAUUUAUAUAAUUUGUGUACCACCCUUCUACUGCAUCAUAUUGAAGGCAGUAGAAAUGACCAAAAGUACAAGAAAAAUUGCAGUGCCAUUCUAUAGCAAUUCAAAGUAUAACUUUGAAUGAAAAAACUCCAUUCACCUAUAGUAUUAUGAGAUGAUACGUUGUCAUAAUAAAUAAAAUAGUAAAUAAAAACAAAGGGAAAAGAAUAUGGAAACAAACUGGAAGAUGCAUGUUGCUGCAAAGGCACAUGGUGUGGCUUGUAUCAGCAUAGCUACAGUGCUUUUUCAAUGAAGUGUAUUUGCCUUGUUGUUCUGAUACUUUGCCAGUUACAUUCACAUUCAGAUUACUCCUAUACAUCAAGGUUCGUGAUCCCGAAUGCCAUAGAAGAUGCUCCAAUGAAGGUAUGAACCUUAGUCCUGGAAUUCACAAGCAGAACACAAAGCUGCUCACCUGCUGAGGUGCUUGUGGGCCCUGCUCCCACCUCAAGUGUCAUUCAACAAAAAUGCUGGUCAGGUGACAUGCAGGGAGCUGAGUCAUACCCACACCCAGUUGUUAAGUGGGCAAACAUUGGGGGAGAUCGUGCAUGAACCAAAUCAAUCCUUUACUUCUUUCUUGUUCUCCCUCUUCCUACUGGUGCUUGAUGUUACGUAGAGCUGACAGUGCUGAUCAGGUGAUAAAUGUAUGGAGCAUAAGGUCUCUGUGGAGAAACUUUGCUGCUGGUUGAAUGCUGCGGAUGGGGGCUUUCCUUUGAUUUUACACCUAUGUGGAAUACUGUGGAUAUAUAUGGGUUUCUCAGGACCAGAGCAGUGGAGUUUUCAUGUGAAUAGGCUCAGAUGAUUUCACAAGAAAUCUCAAGCAUUCACUUGGCCAG